Molecule: messenger RNA, 1854 nt
Organism: Anthostomella pinea
Lineage: Eukaryota; Fungi; Ascomycota; Sordariomycetes; Xylariales; Xylariaceae
Source: the annotation of a GenBank genome assembly
AUGGUUGACUCGUUCACAGGAACAUCUACUCAACACCCCAUAAACUCGUCAACCGCAUCGAUGAUUUCGGCGCGUGAGAGUACUGCUAACGAUACGGCCUCGUCACACGAAACAGCCACCAUCUUCAACCCACCGUCCAAGGCCGGACCUCCAGACGACGAGUAUCCGUCAGGACUGAAGCUCGGGCUCGUCAUCCUCUCGCUAUGUCUCGCCGUCUUCCUCGUCGCCCUGGACCAGACCAUCAUCGCACCCGCGUUAGGUGCCAUCACCGGCGAAUAUGGCAGCGUCAAAGACAUUGGCUGGUACGGCAGUUCAUACCUGCUCACGUCGACGGCGCUGCAGCCGCUGUACGGCAAGGUGUACCGGACCUUCGACAUCAAGCUCACCUUCCUGGCCGCAGUCGCGCUCUUCGAGCUGGGUAGCCUGGUGUCAGCCGUCGCGCCGUCCUCGACUGCUUUUAUCAUUGGUCGCGCUGUAGCUGGCAUGGGCACUGCUGGCUUGUUCUGUGGAGCUAUCGUCAUCAUGUCGUAUACGCUGCCGCUGCGCCAGCGACCCAUGAUGUUCGGCAUGUUCGGUGGGAUGUGGGGGAUUGCGUCCGUGGCUGGGCCUCUGCUCGGUGGUGUAUUCACAGGCCCAGAACUGACUAGAUGUGAAGACCGCAUCUCUUGGCGAUGGUGCUUCUACAUCAACCUGCCGAUCGGUAGUGCCGCAAUGGCGGUGAUAUUCUUCUUCCUUAGCAUCUCACGAGUGAACAACCCGGACAACCAAUCCUUCGUCUCUCGAAUCCUGAAACUUGACAUGAUCGGAGCUGGGAUCCUAAUCCCGGCUAUCAUCAUGCUGCUGCUGGCUCUGCAAUGGGGCGGUGCUCAGUAUCCGUGGAACGACGCCCACAUUAUCGGGCUCUUCGUCGGUGCCGGUGUGAUGGCCGUCAUGUUCAUCGGCGUGGAACAAUGGCAACAGGACAACGGCCUGCUGCCGCCGAGGUUCUUCAAGGAUCGCAACGUGCUGUGCGCGAUGAUGUUCGCCUUCUUCUUCGGCGCCGCCUUCAUCCCCUUGGUCUACUAUCUUUCAUUAUACUUCCAAGCGAUCCACGGAGACACGGCUGUCGAAGCAGCUCUCAAGCUUCUCCCACUCCUCAUCUCCGUGGUCAUCAGCUCCAUCGCAUCCGGCGGCCUCGUCACGGCCUUUGGAUACUACAACCCCCUCAUCCUCGCCGAAAUGGCCCUAGCAGCCGUCGGCGCCGGACUAAUCACGACCUUCAACCUGACGUCACCUAUGAGCCGAUGGUUCGGCUUCCAGGUCGUCUACGGCCUGGGCACGGGCAUCGGCUUCCAGGCCGGCGUGCUCGUCGUGCAGAACGCGGUGCCGGGCGAACUGGUGCCGCAGGGCACCGCCUGCGUGCAGUUCUUCCAGUCCCUCGGCGGCGCCCUGUUCAUCGCCGUCGCCCAGACCCUCUUCCAGAACGGCCUGCUCGCGGGCGUGGCGCGCGACGCGCCGCAGCUCGACGUCGCCGUCUUCAUCAACAGCGGCCUGAGCCAGAUCCAGCAGGUCCUGGAGGCCAUGGGCCAGACGGACGCGCUGGCCGCUGUCCUGGGCGCGUACAUGUCCGGGCUGAGGAACGCGUACUACAUCACGGUGGCGGGCGCCUGUGCCGCCUUCGUGGUCGCCCUGGGCCUGCAGUGGAAGAAGAUCGAGAAGCCGGGCGCUGUGGGAAAAAAGGCGAUAACGGAUGUCGAGGAGGGGACCGGUCGCACUGCUAGUCCCGAGUUCGAUCCUGCUCUCGAGGGAGCUGGGGGGUUAGGGGCUGCCAAGGGAGAACGGAUCAGCUUGAAUGGCAUGAUCUUCAACUCGUAA